GUUAAGUUCUCUUUCUCUUUAAAAAGCAAGUCGAUCUUAUUUAGGAGGUCGACAAACUUUGGUAGCGAGAGAGAAUUAACACAUUUCAAGUUAGUUGAUUAAGUGGGAUUAGAAAUGGCAAACCGUACCGGCAUUAUUUUCUCUACGAUCUUUUUUCUUGGUCUAAUCAGUAUAAUGUCUUCCUCGAUUGUCGACGCGAGGCGAUUGGGUGGUAUAGAUGUGCUCUCGAAAAACAACCAAAAUGGAAUAAAUGUGCUUUCCAACAAUAAUAAAGAUGGUGUAAAUAUACUCGCCAACGGAAACAAAGAUGGUAUAAAUAUACUCGCAGAUGAAAACCAACAUGGAGUAAAUGUGCUUUCAAAUAAGAACAAAGAUGGUGUGAAUGUACUCGCCAAUGGGAACGAUGGAGGUGUGAAUGUGCUUUCAAACAAGAACAAAGAUGGUGUGAAUGUACUCGCCAACGGGAACGACGGAGGUGUGAAUGUACUCGCCAACGGGAACGAUGGAGGUGUGAAUGUACUCACCAACGGGAACAACGGAGGUGUGAAUGUGCUUUCAAACAGGAACAAAGAUGGUGUGAAUGUACUCGCCAACGGGAACGACAGAGGUGUGAAUGUGCUUGCCGACAAGAACAAAGAUGGUGUGAAUGUACUCGCCAACGGGAAUGAUGGAGGUGUGAAUGUGCUCGCCGACAAGAACAAAGAUGGUGUGAAUGUGCUCUCCGACAAGAACAAAGAUGGUGUGAAUGUACUCGCCAACGGGAACGAUGGGGGUGUGAAUGUGCUCGCCGACAAAAACAAAGAUGGUGUGAAUGUACUCGACAAUGGGAACAAUGGUGGUGUGAAUGUAGCCACAAACAAAAACGGAAGUGGUUCAAAUGUCGUCACAGACAAAAACAAAAGCGAUACAGAUACGUAUGCGGAUAAUAACUACGAUGGUGGAAAUAAAUACGGAAAUCACUAUUAGUGCCCAAACUAGUACAUUUACCUCCCCAACUUUUAUUUUGGAGUAAAAGGAAGCUGGUAAGAGUACAGGGAAACAAAAUGACUAAAGGUUACAAGUUUUCUGGAAGACCACAAUUUUCAUUUUAUUUCUUUUAAGUGGUUGUGUUAGAUGUCAAUCAAGUUUGUGCCUUGAAGGGUCGUGCAAUUGUUUUUUUUAGGGUUCGAAUUUGGUUGUUUGUUUUUUUUCUCCUAAAAAUAGUUGUUAUUUGUUUCGCGACAUCUUGAUAUAUUUAUGUUAUAAAUUUUGUUUUUUUAU
Papaver somniferum (opium poppy) is the source of this 1260-nucleotide messenger RNA. RefSeq names its product N66 matrix protein-like. NCBI's taxonomy places the organism in Eukaryota, Viridiplantae, Streptophyta, Magnoliopsida, Ranunculales, Papaveraceae. The transcript is spliced from 2 exons. The record is from RefSeq and is a predicted model, not a curated record. Bases 115 to 966 code for a protein of 283 amino acids.